AUGGGCAAGACCCGUGACCCCCUCUCCCACUUUACCGAGCGUCCUUCGGGACCAGUGUUCAUCGGACUCAACGUGCUGCGUGCGCUGAGUAUCAUCGUUCUGCUCCUCGUCUUUGUGGCCAACGUUACCACUAUUGCCAGCGACGCAAAGGCCGUCAAGGCUCAGUCCCACACCUCGACGGUGGUUGCUAGCGCGACCCAAACCACGACCGUGGCAGCCGCCACCAGCAGCAGUGCCGAGGCCAAGAACACUACUCAGGUCGCCCGCUCUAUCACUCAGCGCAACAUCACGAUCCCUGCCUCCUCCCUUGGCCUUGUCUUUGCCUCGAACGCCAACGCCUCGCUCGACCAGGCAUACUGCGACUAUGUCAAGGACUCCACUGUCCCCUCCCAGGCUGGUGGCGAGUUCUGGUCUAUCCUGAACCGCGUCUUCAUCCUGCUCGAGGCCAUCCUCCUGAUCCUUUCCGAGGUUGGCUGGCCUAAGCGCCUCUUCUCCGAAUUCGUGCCCAUGCUCGGCCCAGACUAUGGCCUGGGCACCCUCGGCGUCCUCCAAGCCCUUAUCGCAUGCUCGGUGCUGAGCCACUCGUGCACUCUAUUCCCGCAAGUCUCGUCGUGGCUGCUCUUCAUCCUCGGCGUGUUCAACAUGCUGGCCGGCAUCUUCCUCCGCCAAAAGGCCAAGGCGACUCGCAGCCUCUUUAGCUGGGAAAACUACGCAAACCUCACGCCACAGACCAAGGCCGGCGUCGCUGUUGUCUCGACCAUGCACGAGGCAUUCAAUGGAUACAAGGAGCGCAAGGCUGGCGGCCCCAGUCCCAGUCCCAGCUCGAUGUACUCGUCCCAGCCGACCGACGUCGAGGCCGGCGCCGGAUACAGCCGCAGCCGCCCGGCUGGCAGCGACGACACCUUUGUGCCAGGCUCCAAGCUGGGUGGCGCGUUUGGGUGGGGUAAGCAGGCAGCCAACAAGGCCGGCGUCAAGAUCUCCUUCCCGCUCGAGACUGUCCCGCGCAGGUUCUAG
This is a messenger RNA of Apiotrichum porosum, 1014 nucleotides long. RefSeq lists its product as uncharacterized. The transcript has 3 exons. The coding region runs from base 1 to 1014 and encodes 337 amino acids. The record is from RefSeq and is a predicted model, not a curated record. NCBI's taxonomy places the organism in Eukaryota, Fungi, Basidiomycota, Tremellomycetes, Trichosporonales, Trichosporonaceae.